Sinocyclocheilus grahami is the source of this 543-nucleotide messenger RNA. RefSeq names its product zinc finger protein 385D-like. Lineage: Eukaryota; Metazoa; Chordata; Actinopteri; Cypriniformes; Cyprinidae. The transcript is spliced from 3 exons. The record is from RefSeq and is a predicted model, not a curated record. The annotation marks the transcript as partial.
CUCAGACAGAACAAAUGAGCAGCCGUGGCUCGACUCCUGCCAGAGACACUGAUAUCGGCACGCCGGAGAGAGCUGCUUCACCAGGAGUCAGAUUACAGCGCUCUGACACACGGCUGAGUACGGAGGUGUGAGAGCGAGACUGAGAGUUUCUCUGAAGUGGGAUCUCUGUUCACACACAGAGAGAGGGACAGAAAACUAGCGAGGUGUUGUUGCAGUCCUCGUGGUCCCUGUUCCCACAUGCACAGUUGAGAUCAUGGAUUCACUCUUGACGGCAGCGGUGCACAGGGACGCCACAGAUCUGGACGCAUGAUGACCAUGGAGAGCAUGUUUAUGGGUAACGCUUGUCAGAGCGGACUGGUGCCAGCGCUGCUUCGAGCUCCUCUGCCCAGUGUGCCACCCUCUCUGGGCAUGAAGCACUUCCUUCCCUUCCCUCUGGAUGGCGGCUCCACGCUCAGCCUCAUUCCCAGCUUCAGCAGCGAACGUUGCGGCCGCCAUGAUAGGCUCUCCCGGAGGGGGGGAGAGGGGGGAGUAGAGCGCAGUCUC